Messenger RNA from Bombina bombina (fire-bellied toad), 2303 nucleotides. It is a transcript of the gene PRMT5, whose product is annotated as protein arginine methyltransferase 5. The transcript is spliced from 17 exons. Gene Ontology annotation, cellular component: nucleus; cytosol. The record is from RefSeq and is a predicted model, not a curated record. Gene Ontology annotation, biological process: regulation of DNA-templated transcription; peptidyl-arginine N-methylation. Bases 125 to 2032 code for a protein of 635 amino acids. NCBI's taxonomy places the organism in Eukaryota, Metazoa, Chordata, Amphibia, Anura, Bombinatoridae.
UGCCAAAGUUGGAUUGGAUAAGCCCUCACCUCACUCUAUCCCGCACUUGUCUAGCAAGCGGUAGACGCUGACAUGGAAAAGGGGUGUGUCUGUAUAGUGCGCGUGGAGUGAAUCCCGGUGCAAGAUGGCUGCUGGAAGUGCUGGAGGCCGCGUGUCUAGCGGGCGGGAUCUGACCUGCGUCACGGAGGUGGCGGAUACUUUAGGGGCCGUAGCAAAGCAAGGGUUUGAUUUUUUGUGUAUGCCCAUUUUCCAUCCUCGCUUCAAGAGGGAAUUUCAUAGAGAACCUGCCAAGUCCCGGCCUGGACCGCAAACCCGCUCUGACCUGUUACUCUCAGGCCGAGACUGGAAUACUCUGAUUGUGGGAAAGUUGUCAGAAUGGAUAAAAGUAGAUUCAGAAGUCGAGAGAAUGCGGAGAACUUCGGAAUCGGCUCUAAUGCAGGAGCUGAAUUUUUCUGCAUAUCUGGGGCUCCCUGCCUUCCUCAUCCCUCUCACCCAGGAAGAAAAUAGCAAUAUGGCCAGACUCUUACUUAAUCACAUCCAUUCUGGGCACCAUUCUACCAUGUUUUGGAUGCGUGUUCCUCUAAUGGCACCUGAAGAUUUACGUGAUGAUUUUAUAGAAAAUGAUCCACCUCUACGUAGUGAGGCAGAGGAGAGUACUGGAGAAGAGAGAACUUGGAAGUGGUGGCAUAAUUUCCGCACCCUCUGUGACUAUCACAAGAGAGUUGCUUUAGCCAUUGAAGUCGAUGCUGACCUUCCCAGCGGGCACAUCAUUGAUCGCUGGCUGGGAGAGCCUAUCAAAGCUGCUAUUCUCCCUACUAGCAUCUUCCUGACCAACAAGAAAGGUUUCCCUGUUCUGUCUAAAGGACACCAGCGGCUAAUCUUUAGGCUGUUCAAGCUGGAGGUCCAAUUUGUUAUUUCUGGAUCCCAUCAUCAUUCAGAGAAGGAUUUCUGCUCAUACUUACAAUACUUGGAAUACUUAAGUCAGAACAGGCCUCCUCCAAAUGCUUAUGAAACAUUUGCCAAGGGUUAUGAGGAUUAUCUUCAGUCACCACUCCAGCCUCUGAUGGAUAAUUUAGAAUCUCAAACUUAUGAGGUUUUUGAAAAAGAUCCAGUGAAAUAUUCUCAGUACCAGCAGGCAGUGUAUAAAUGUUUGCUGGAUAGAGUCCCAGAGGAAGAGAGAGAAACUAACAUCCAAGUGCUGAUGGUGCUUGGAGCUGGAAGAGGUCCCCUAGUAAAUGCAUCACUCCGAGCUGCCAAGCAAGCAGAGCGCAGGAUAAAAGUAUACGCUGUGGAGAAAAAUCCUAAUGCAGUCAUUACAUUGGAGUGCUGGCGCUAUGAGGAAUGGGGCAGCCAAGUGACAGUGGUCUCCAGUGACAUGAGAGAAUGGAUUGCACCUGAGAAAGCAGAUAUAAUUGUCAGUGAACUCUUGGGCUCUUUUGGGGACAAUGAGCUGUCUCCGGAGUGUUUAGAUGGAGCGCAAAAAUUCAUGAAAGAUGAUGGUGUUAGUAUACCUGGGGAAUAUACUUCAUAUCUCGCUCCAAUCUCUUCAUCAAAGCUUUAUAAUGAGGUGCGGGCUUGCAGAGAAAAGGACAAAGACCCUGAGGCCCAGUUUGAGAUGCCUUAUGUUGUCAGACUGCACAAUUUCCAUCAGCUAUCAGAACCUCUUCCUUGUUUCACUUUCCGGCACCCAAAUACUGAUGCUGUAAUAGAUAACAACAGAUAUUGCUGUCUGCAAUACCACAUGGAACUUAACACUGUGCUGCAUGGUUUUGCUGGCUACUUCCACACAGUAUUAUAUAAGGAUGUCACUCUUAGUAUCUGCCCUGAUACUCACUCCCCUGGAAUGUUUUCCUGGUUUCCCAUUCUCUUCCCCAUAAAACAACCCAUCCCUAUACGGGAAGGAGAUACAGUAUGUGUUCGGUUCUGGCGCUGUAACAAUGGCAAGAAAGUCUGGUAUGAGUGGGCGGUGACCUCACCCAUCUGCUCAGCCAUACACAAUCCUACAGGCCGUUCUUACACUAUUGGACUGUGACCACCUGUCAUGCAAAUCUCUUCUACGUCAACUAAUGCAUUUUCCUCUGAAAGACGGCAUUGCUGCCAGAACAUGGAAUGAAAGGAUUCCUCUCGGAGAUCAUGUAUGUGCUGUCACUCACAUACAGAAAAACAAAAUACAGUACUUGUCAUUACAUGAAUGAUCCUGCAGCUGAGCUGACAUUCCCACUUAUUUUUUUUUUAUUAUUUUUUUAUUAAAUAUAUAUUAUUUCCUGAACGUGAAUAAAUAUUAAAUCUUGAACAAGAUACAA